ACUAUUUAUUUAGUGUAAAGAAGUAAAACAUGAUAGUCUGAAAAAUGUUUAAUGCUUUCUGCUUCCUCCAUAGAAUGCUAAAUGUGCCCUCACUCUCACAUUUGCACAGUAAAAAAAAAUCACAGGGAAAGUAAAAAUAACACAGUGAUGGUUGACAUUUUUGGAAGUGUUGUGAUGUUGACACCUCCCAAAAUAUGUCACCUUCACCAGCUGCUCUCCUCAAUGUUACACUCAGACACAGCAACCAAAAAAAAAAAAAAAAAAAAACGAUGUGCCACUCAAAACGGCAUUCACUGCUCUAGUCUGGUUUCAUUAGGCAAUAACAUCCUCUAACUGUUCUUCUCUGGGUUGCAGGUUCCACCACCUUGGAUUAUUCCCCAGCGUGUUGACCAGUAAUUUUGUGCUGGUGAAGGCUGAAUUUGGAGGUUGUGUGACAUCUGGGGCCACAUGACGGUCCAGGCUGGAAGGAUAGAGGUGGCGCUAGUUGACUUUGAGACUAUGGAGGGUACAGACAUUGGUGUGGACAACUUCAAUGACCCGGACUAUCCCAACGAAAUGACAACUUUAACUGUAGAAAUGCCAGAUUUUGGGCCUGGCACCACAUACUGCAACUCUGCAAAAGUGUCGCCGUUUAAGACACCACAAAAUUUGGAUAUACCACAAUCACCCAUCCUCACCUCUCACGCAAGGGGAGGACGUGCCAGCUGUGCGAGUCUUAUUUCCAACUGGAAGUUACUUGUGAACAGUGAAGGAACCCAAAGUGAAUCGAUCUUCAGUAGACUGACCAAAGAUUGCUACGAGGACUUGUUUGUUGACAAGCGAGCGCUUGAUGAUGGUGAUCAGAAGGUCAUCAUUAACAUUGCUGGUCUUCGCUUUGAAACCCGGCUGAGGACCCUUGACCAGUUCCCGGACACUCUCCUGGGUGACCCUAUGAAAAGAAUGGGCUAUUUUGACCCUAUGAGAAAUGAGUACUUCUUUGACCGCAAUCGCCCAAGCUUCGAUGGGAUCCUUUACUACUAUCAAUCUGGGGGUAAGAUCCGAAGGCCUGCGAAUGUACCUUUAGAUGUUUUUGCAGAUGAGAUCAUUUUCUACGAGUUGGGACAAGACGCAAUGGACCAGUUUCGAGAAGAGGAAGGCUUCAUCAAAGAUGUAGAGAUCCCUUUGCCGUCCAAUGAGUUCCACAGGCAGUUCUGGCUGCUGUUCGAAUAUCCCGAGAGCUCAAAUGCAGCCCGAGGAGUUGCUCUAGUUUCCAUCUUUGUCAUCGUCAUCUCCAUCAUCAUCUUCUGCAUGGAGACUCUCCCGGAAUUUCGAGAAGACCUGGAGAUUUUUCCUACAGCAGUUUUGUCCUUCAACGAGACUUAUCACUCUGGAUCUCCUCUCCCAAGCUCCACUCCAAAAACCAUCAGCAGCACCUUCUCCGACCCCUUCUUUAUCAUUGAGACGGCCUGCAUCAUCUGGUUCUUCUUUGAGCUCUCAGUGCGUUUCCUGGUUUGUCCCAGCAAGCGGGAGUUUUUCAACAACAUCAUGAACAUGAUUGACAUAGUCUCCAUCGUUCCCUAUUUCGUCACUUUAAUAACCGAGAUUGUGACCACCACCAACAAGUCCAACACGGGGCAGAACAUGUCCCUGGCCAUCCUGCGAAUCAUCAGGCUGGUGCGAGUCUUUAGGAUCUUUAAGCUUUCCAGACACUCCAAGGGGCUGCAGAUUCUCGGCCAGACACUCAAGGCCAGCAUGAGGGAACUGGGGCUGCUCAUCUUCUUUCUCUUCAUUGGUGUCAUCCUCUUUUCCAGCGCCAUCUAUUUCGCAGAGGUGGACGAUCCCAACACUCAGUUUGUUAGUAUUCCUGAUGGAUUCUGGUGGGCUGUAGUGACCAUGACCACUGUGGGUUAUGGAGACAUGUGUCCUAUUACAUUAGGUGGUAAGAUUGUGGGCACUCUUUGUGCCAUUGCAGGUGUUUUGACCAUUGCCCUACCAGUGCCUGUGAUAGUCUCCAAUUUUAACUAUUUUUACCAUAGAGAGACCGAGCAGGAGGAGAAGCAGCCCAUAGCUGAGUCAACUGAAAAAGCUUUAAAGUCAGGGAACAAUACAAAACAUGGAAGUAGUUCCUCUUUGAACAAGGUAAACGGGAACUGGCAGACUGAAAAAAAGUGUUAAAACGCACAUUUAGCAUACAUGUUUCUUGAGGGCAAUUCUCAUCAAACUGGUCUAGGUCAUAUUUCAACCAAAAAUCAUGAUAUUUCACCCCAUAACCACUAGUUCAGUGUUAUAUAUUCUGCUGACUUAUGUAUUUGCAUUAUCCCAAACGAGAUCUAGAGAAAUAAGCAUUAUUAUCUAGUGAGUGUGUGUGCUCUGUGACCAUGCUAAUUAUGUCAUACACUCUCGAUUUCUGUUUUAUUUUUAAUGUAUUUAGACAAAACAGGGAAAUACCAAAGUGGCUUUAUUAUGUUGUGUGUUUUAUUUUUUUAUUAGACUGCCCAGGGGUGCGUUUCCCAAACAGCCACAUAACUCGUGGCUGAACUAUCAUAGUACCAUGCAUCGUUUGGCAAAGUAGUGAUAAGUGUUUUACAAAACCGUAGUUGCUUUGUCGCAGAUCUAUCAAGUGAAUCACAUUAGUUGUAACAUAAAACGUCUAUAAUGAUGCUCUAAAAAGGAUGGAGUAAUAACUUCUUUAGAGAAAAACCUCAUACUUUUUUUGUGCAAAUUAUAUUGUUUUAAAGGCACACGCCAAAUCCAAUUUUAGUUUUGAUAAACAUGCACUUGUUUUACAUAUUAUUUUAAUAUAUGUUAAUGGCACAUAUAGAGUCUGUUUUUUUUUACCAAGAUUAUUAAGAAUAUGCCAUUUUCUGUUAUAAAACAUAAAAUCCACUUAGCUAAAACUCUAAUCUAAUAUAUAAAUCAUAUAAAUUGUUAAGCUAAUAGUUGUAAUUUACAGGAGGCUAUUUAUUAAGACAAUAAAAAUCCU
Danio rerio (zebrafish) is the source of this 2962-nucleotide messenger RNA. Lineage: Eukaryota; Metazoa; Chordata; Actinopteri; Cypriniformes; Danionidae. The record is from RefSeq and is a predicted model, not a curated record.